UUACAAAUGGCAGCCCCCAUCUACGAAAUGAUCGUAAAGGGUCACCGAAGUUGGAAAGUCGUCUUAACCUACACUACUUGUAGAUCUAGAUUAAAUUCCGUUUGUUUGGCUGGACCUAACAUCGUAUGUAACUGGAAUAUUCAUUACUGUACCCAUCAGCAGAAAGAGAAACAAGUUCAGGAAGACAAAGUUCAAGCUCCAGCUAGACCACAGCGAUACCUUUUUGACAAGCUCAUACAAUUUAUCACCAAUUCAUCUGGGAAGUUGGAAAAAAGAAUUCCAAGUGCUUUUCAAGUUUAUCGUACAUUUAAAUCAGGAAUCAGUGAAUUUGUCUCAGACUCUAAAGAUUUUUAUAAAGUGUCUACCAGGUUGUGGUCAGGGGAAAGUUUGCAACAGUUUAAAAGAAAAGAGUUAGAGUUAUACAGGCAGUUUUCUUCAGACCUCCCAGUUGUGGGAUUGAUCUUUGUUAUAGCCUUUGCACCAGGAGGAGCUAUAGUUUUCCCUUUAGCAUAUGUGUUUCCUCGUUUCUUAUUGUCCCAUCAUUUUUGGACUCCUCUUCAGAAAGAAGAGUUUAGGAAAAUUACUUUGACGAAACAGUUGAAGCACUAUGACUACAUACUGGAUCACAUGCAUUUACUUAGUCAGCACAUUCAGGACAAGGAGUCUAGGGACUAUGUUAGAAGCAUUAUCAACAAGCUAGACACUAAUGUUCUGUUAAAGAAAUCAGAAAUUCAAGAACUUCUUCCUUUAUUUGAAGGAAAACCUUUCCACACCGAUUGUCUUUCUAUACGACAUUUGCGCCAUUUGGCCAAGGCCUUGAGUUUGUCUUUGAGACAUAAAAAGUUAAUAAAAGAUGCCUUGUUCCUUCAUUACAUAGAUACUGCCAUGGCAAGAGAAGGCACCAGCAGCAUGACAGAUGAGGAGUUAAAUAGGGCUUGCUGUUGGCGAGGGUUAAACCCAUCAGGUUUACAGCGACAAGAGAAGAUACACUACUUAGAGAAUUGGAUGCAAAUAAGUGGAAUAAUUCAUGAGAAAAGUAUUUCCUUAUUGUUACAUCUACCUGUACUGCUGAGCUAUGGUCUUCCCAGCAACAGAGCAUUGAUGCCAGCUUCAACAAUUGUGAAAAGAGGAAAGCUUGAUGAAUAUUAGUAGAAAUAGUUUUGACUAGGAUAAACAAUCGUAGGUCUUGGGUUUGUCUGAUCUAGUGUGAAAUUGUGUCUUGAAGGUUGGUUCUAAAGCGUUGAGUGAGGUGUAAGCGUGCCAUGUCUGAGAAAUCAGUGUACUACUAAAACAGAGGACUAGUUACAACACUUGAUGAUAGAAAAACACUUUAGAGUUUAUAGUGUAACCACGUCUGUUUGUGCUGUGCACAUAUUGGUUGCACUACAUGUCUUGUUUUUUUUAUCCAACAAUGUAGAAAUGUGUAUUAUCUCAAUAGCAAAAAAAAAUUGUUACCAACUAGAAAACACAACUGGAUAAUAUGUAGCUCAACUUGUAACAGGUAACAGACUUUGUACACCUUGAUACCAUAGUGGGUUAUCUUUUUGACCCUGUGUUACCCAAUUCCCCUACAGCUUAUUUCCUUUGAAUUCUAUACUGGCUCUGUUGGUUUUAUUCUUACACUAAAAUAUGAUCCUUGUAACAUUCUAGUGUAGAGCUGUAUAUACAUAUAUGUGGAAAAAAAAUAGGUACCGGUACUCAGUGAUGGAAUGCCUAACUUUAUCUACUAAUAAAUUAAUAAUAAACAUUAAAAUACAAGAAAAGUCAUAAUUUUUUUCUCCUCAUCUAAAAAGGUGCCAACAUACUGUCACAAAAAAUGCCCUGUAUAAUAUAUAUAUAU
This is a messenger RNA of Biomphalaria glabrata, 1840 nucleotides long. RefSeq names its product LETM1 domain-containing protein 1-like. The record is from RefSeq and is a predicted model, not a curated record. NCBI's taxonomy places the organism in Eukaryota, Metazoa, Mollusca, Gastropoda, Planorbidae. Gene Ontology annotation, molecular function: ribosome binding. Gene Ontology annotation, biological process: intracellular monoatomic cation homeostasis. The transcript is spliced from 9 exons. Gene Ontology annotation, cellular component: mitochondrial inner membrane. The coding region runs from base 7 to 1149 and encodes 380 amino acids.